CAGUAAACCAGUGUUUGGGUUUGAACUCACCCACUUGCUCAGGUUUAAUGGUUGGUGCGUUGGGUUGUAUUUUGAAUGUUAUAGCUGUUGGUGGACCAUUAAUAUAAGGAAACUACAGGAAAAUGGCGAAAGUACAGAGUUCAAGGGCUAAGAUAUAUGAGAAGAAAUCAUCGGUUGCUGAUGAACCUACAGAACAUAUUGAGUCAGAGGGGGAACGACUCAUAAAACACCUUGUUCAGAAGCAGAUUGACACCCACAUUAGUCUGUCUGAUCAGCUGAAGCAGAACAAGGAAUUUGAGAAAUCAACAGAGUAUGUUCCAUUGACCAAAUACACUUCAGGACAGAUUUCUCUUCAAGAAUUUGAAGACUGUACAAAACGAGCCACGCGCGUUGAAGAUCUGAAGUCAUCUGGUCUUACUGAUGAAGAAGUAGAGUUGGUACUUGAUCAUGGAAAAGGAAAAGAAUUUUUAUACGAGAAAUAUAAGAAGCUGGAGAGUUCUGUUUUAAAAUCUCGGCUGCAACAGGUCUUUUCAAAAAUUAAAUCUAGUAGAGCAGAGCAGUGGGAUAAUUCUAAAGAAAGUGGUUCGAUUGUAAGUCGACACGAGCAGGAACUCGGUUUGUCAGUAAAACCAAACAGUGAACACACCAGACUACUGCAGUUUGCUUUAUCAUGUCAGCCAGCUGGAAGCAGUACAAACCUGACACCUUUGAGUCACCCCAUCAAUCACCUCAAGGAACUUGAACAGCAGCUUUUUGGUCACCUUGCAAAGAGGGAUCAACAACAACGAAAAUCAAAGAAAUAUCUAAAUGCAUCGUCAGCCCAAAGAUUCAAAUCUAAACAGUCCACAUCGACAAAACUAAAAAUGUCUGGCGAAAGAACGCUGUGGGAUUUGAAGGACGCGUCUGUUACGAAGAGCCCGUCGAGAGGAACGACCAAAGUGUGUCAUAUGUACUCUUGUAAACCUGAAAACUUGUACACCAUCAAAGACAAGAAGAUUGUGCCAGUUAGUGAAGUUCCUUCAUCUCCAAUCUCUGUUCGGAGCGCGUCUCUCAGUAGCGGUGGCUGUAACGGACAGCCGUUUGUAGUUUCAGAUGUUGCAGAUUCUGACGUUAAGAUAUUACAUAGAGAAGAUAUUCAAAGGAACAAACUGAGCACGGAAGAAAUAAAAUUGCUUCCCAGAUUUCAAAAUUAUGAUAAAGGACCCCCAUCUCAGGUCCUGUUUGUGAAGAAUCUGUCAAACAGGGUCAAAGAGGCUGACCUGGUAUCCGUGUUCGGACACUUGGAUGACCGAGGGCAACGGAGAAUAAUUUACAGACUUAUGACGGGAAGAAUGAAAGGGCAAGCUUUCGUUACUUUUCCAAGCGUUGAGAAAGCGACACAGGCGUUAGAAUUGAUCAACGGAUAUAUCUUAAGGAAGAAGCCUAUGAUAAUACAAUACGGCCAUACUCCGUCUUCAAAGAGCAAGGCGGAGGCUGCUGUACACAGUUAAACAAUGCGCCACUUCUUUGUUCAGUUACUUUCUCAGACUUACGAGCCAAGUGAAAGGAAAUUGGCACGAAUCAAAUUAUUUAUUUCAGUAACUUUCUUGUCACAGACUUUGUGGAAACUGUAACAGCGCAACUGAAUAUUCUGGGUUCCGAGGCACCGGAUUCUUGCUACUUUGUGAAUUUGGCAUAAGACAUUAUUUUUUCUUUCUUCAGAUAAGAUGUCACCAGAAGAAUAUUCACAAAUGUAGCUUAUCUUAGAUUGUUAGAAAGGUCUGAUUUUUGUUUUUCAUUUAUGUGUCAAGUGGGAUUUAUGGUGAUUUUCUUGGAGUGUACACACCACAUGGUUUAGGGAACUGCUACGGUGGUCUAGAACGCUGGGCUUGUAAUACUGGGGUCCCGGGUUCGGUUCCCGGCGGUGCUCAGAUUUAUAACUUGUGUUGGGCAAGGCCGUGGUCCAGGCAACACGGAGUUUUCCUCCGGGGUUUCUCCGUGGCAUCCCAACAAUUACUCCACUCUCGCGAAAAGGGGGUCACAUCAGGAGUGUUAAAUGUCGCGGUCCCGAUCGAACCCAUGUACUGAUGGAUCGUGAAUCCUCCUAACCACCAAUGCACACCAUACUCAAUGGUGUGUACUGGACACGAAACAAAAUGGUUUAAGGAGUGGAAUUAAAUUGUUAUUCAGGUGUAACAAGUGGGAAGCAUAAAGGUUAUGAUGACGUUUUGAACUGUGUGAGUUUUCGUGUAAUUUGUGACUUGCCCGAGUUCCUGAAUUCCGGUUCUACCGUAAGAAAUAGAGACGUAACAUGAACUACGUUUAUGGGAAAUAUCCAGGCUGGCUGCCGAUAGGAGGUCAGAAUUUUGUUGUUAUCUGUUCAUAGUCUUUGUGAGUUAGGUGCAGCAUACUCAUGUAAAUGAUUCUGUCACAAUAAGACGUUCUUUGAGGUUUGUUCAAGUAUUGUUUUGACUAGAGCUAUUGAUGUACAUUAUCAACGUGGACAUAAAAUUAACUUUUUCUCAACUUCUGAAUGAUCUAUGUUAUGUAAAUGUGGAGGAGACCUCCGUCAAAUUGACGUAUAUGAAUAAAAAUUAAAUAUAUCAAAUUGUAAGGUCUUUGUUUAACAGAGAACAAUAAAAUCUUUAUCUGUUCA
Messenger RNA from Zootermopsis nevadensis, 2635 nucleotides. Its product is annotated as RNA-binding protein 41. NCBI's taxonomy places the organism in Eukaryota, Metazoa, Arthropoda, Insecta, Blattodea, Termopsidae. Gene Ontology annotation, molecular function: pre-mRNA intronic binding; U12 snRNA binding. Gene Ontology annotation, biological process: mRNA splicing, via spliceosome. The record is from RefSeq and is a predicted model, not a curated record. Gene Ontology annotation, cellular component: U12-type spliceosomal complex.